Messenger RNA from Plenodomus lingam JN3, 942 nucleotides. RefSeq lists its product as uncharacterized. NCBI's taxonomy places the organism in Eukaryota, Fungi, Ascomycota, Dothideomycetes, Pleosporales, Leptosphaeriaceae. The record is from RefSeq and is a predicted model, not a curated record. Gene Ontology annotation, molecular function: glycosyltransferase activity.
AUGGCGAUAUCAGCUUCUACAGAUGCGCCCGCGGUGCAGUCAAAGAAAGUCUGGACAACCCUCAUCACAAACACAGCCUACCUAACCGGCCUCCUCACCCUCGACUACUCGCUCAAGAAACAUGGGUCCAAAUACCCGCUCGUAGCCCUCUAUACCGACACCUUCCCCGCCGACGGCCACGCUGCCCUCGACGAGCGCGGCAUCCCCAAACAACAUGUCAAAUACCUGCUGCCCAAGGUGCAAAAGGACUUUACCGACGACCCGCGAUUCUACGACUGCUGGAGCAAAUUGACGCCUUUUUCACUGGAAGAGUACGAUCGCGUGGUGCAGCUGGACAGCGACAUGCUGGUCCUGAAGAACAUGGACGAGCUCAUGGAGAUGGAACUCGAUGCGCUGAGCGAGGCUGGGAAAGGCAGCCGAGUAUUUGCAGCGAGUCAUGCGUGUGUGUGUAAUCCGCUGAAGAAGCCGCAUUAUCCCGCGGAUUGGAUCCCGGAGAAUUGCGCAUUCACAUCUCAGCAUGACCAUUGCGCGCUCGCACAAAAGCAAGGCGCACCCUCGUCCGCUGGCCUGGGCAUGCCCAACGGUGGCUUGCAAGUCGUCAUUCCUUCCCUGGCCGUCUACAAUCUUAUCCUGGAGCAAUUGUCCAACGAGACCGCUGGCUCUUACGACUUUGCAGACCAGUCGUUGCUGGGAGAUUUAUUCAGUGGGCGAUGGGUUGCGCUACCGUAUAUUUACAAUGCGCUGAAGACGAUGCGGGUAGAGGGUGUGCAUGAUAAGAUUUGGGUGGAUGACAAGGUCAAGAAUGUACAUUACAUUCUGAGUCCGAAGCCGUGGGAGGAGGCGCCGGGAAAAUGCAGUCAAGAGGUGCAUGAGUGGUGGUGGGUUGUCAAUCUGGAGAGGCUGGAGAAGGAGAGGGGAGAGGGGAUCAAGGAUGGGUUCUGA